This is a messenger RNA of Trichophyton verrucosum HKI 0517, 606 nucleotides long. RefSeq lists its product as uncharacterized. The transcript has 2 exons. The annotation marks the transcript as partial. The record is from RefSeq and is a predicted model, not a curated record. NCBI's taxonomy places the organism in Eukaryota, Fungi, Ascomycota, Eurotiomycetes, Onygenales, Arthrodermataceae.
UCUUCCAGCAACACCGGCUCCUAUGGAUCAUCAGGCAACGAUUCCUAUGGAUCAAAGAAAGACAACGAUUCCUAUGGUUCCUCCGGCCGUUCUGGAAACAACGACAGCUACGGAUCGAACAAGUCUUCCAGCAACACCGGCUCCUAUGGAUCAUCAGGCAACGAUUCCUAUGGGUCAAAGAAAGACAGCGAUUCCUAUGGUUCCUCCGGCCGUGGCAAUGACAGCUAUGGCUCUAAGUCCAGAGAUGAUGACAGCUACGGCUCAUCUGGCCGUUCUGGCAACACCUAUGGCUCUGGCUCUGGCAAUGACAAUGAUUCUUAUGGAUCCAAGUCUCGUACUUCUGGAAACACCUACGGCUCUAAUGACAACGACAACGACACCUACUCGUCAUCCAAGAAGUCUGGCAACACCUACGGCUGGAGCAAUGACGACUCCUACGGAUCCAAGUCUCGCACCGAUAACACCAGCUCUAGCUACUCCCGAACUGACAAUGACGAUGACAACGAGAAUAAGUCCGCUACCUCCAAGGUCCUCGGCAAGGUUGGUGAAAUGAUUGGCAACAAGCUGUCUGGUAGCGGUCACGGAGAUUCCAGCUCCAACUACUAA